Molecule: messenger RNA, 1705 nt
Organism: Cladocopium goreaui
Lineage: Eukaryota; Dinophyceae; Suessiales; Symbiodiniaceae
Source: the annotation of a GenBank genome assembly
CAAUGGUUGGCGUGCGCGCAAGAAGCAUGCUGGUCAAUGGUUCAUUGGCCCUCUGCGUCAAAGCGUGCAAGCUGCGGAAGAGGAUUCUAGAAUUCUCGAUGAAGCGUCAGCCGUUUCCGUGGAAGCGCUGCGAGAGAGAUGUAGGAAUCUGGCAACGACUAACGCACAAGAGAAGAUGCCCACAGUAGAGCGACGCAGCACUGGCUGGCGUCUUCGAUUUGGGACAAAAAGCGAUAGGCGUUAUGGUCCCACGAGAAGGGAUAAAGCCGCGGCGGAAGAAGAUGUCCGGCGUGUGGCAGAUGCCUUCCGGGUAUCCCUGCAGGAAGCUGAUCGAGUCUUUCGACACCUGACAACAGAAGGUGUCGGCGAUGCACAUGACCAAAUAGUCAUGGUGGAGAGACAUAGCAGUGGUUGGCGUGUCCGGUGUGGAACCAAAGAGAACCGGCGCUAUGGCCUCACCAGAAGAGACAAAUCUGCUGCUGAGGACGAUGCCCGUCGUGUGGCGGAUGCAUUGCAGGUGUCCCAGCAGGAAGUGGAUCGCGUUUUGCGACAAUUGACUGAAGACGGCAAGCGUGAAAAUGCUGGUGUCAUGCGUGCGUGCGAGCUGCUAGUGUCUGAAUAUCAGUUGGCAGAGAGCCUUGCUUCGAGAAUCGAUGCGCGUUGGUUGCGCGACAUGGGCCGGCAGUGGCGCUUGGAUUCGGGCAGCCGUCCGCUGGGUACCAGCGGCUUCGACAAUGCUGCUCCCAUCAGUGGAUUGAGAAAUUUGGGGAACAGCUGUUGGCUCAAUUCAAUUUUGCAAUGUUUUCUCCAUUGUGGCCCGUUGGCUAGAGAUCUUUUGGACCAGACGUGCGAGAAAGGUCCGCUGAGGCAUUGGAUGACAGCGACGCUGGUCAAGUUACGCAGCAGAGAUUUUGAUUAUGUGGCUCCUUUUGAAUUGCUGCAUCAAAUGUACUUGACCCGGGCGGAUCUCUUCCCUGCGGGUGAGAGCGCUGACGCGGCUGAUGCGGUGGCACUGUUGCUGGAGAAGACGUUGUCCCAGCAUUCCCUGGUGGCGCCAAGGGGCACAGACACAGGACAGCCAGAAGAGCAGCUCCGGUUUAUGGUGGAUUUGCCUGGGGAUGUGUCGGAACGAGCUGUCACUGUGGAGGAGGUGAUGCAGAAAAAUUUAGGCAAUAUUGCACGACUACGAUGUUUGCCCUCGCAUUUGUCACGGGCUGUCUUGGAGGCAGCUCGUGCUACAAAAUCUGGACAUGAUGAGCCUUGCCGAAGUGCUGAAUCACAUCGUUGCCUGGAUCACAUGGGCUAUGUAGGAAACGAACUGGGAGAAAGCAGCAACAACAGCGUACUGGAAGAACGCAACAGCGUACUGGAAGAACGCGACAUGAAACUGGAAGAACACGACAUGAAACUGGAAGAACGCAACAGCGUAGUGGAAGAACGCAACAGCGUACUGGAAGAACGCGACAUGGAAGAACGACAUAAACUGGAAGAACGCAACAGCGUACUGGAAGAAAGCAACAGUGUCUUGACAGCCGCAGGCGGCAAAGAACUGCUUUUGGUAGUGCUGGCGCUGGAAACAUGGAUGGUAGCAGACAGGACCCUUGGGCAGAGGAAGAUCACCCAUUCAAUCGCUUCAAGGCCAACCAUGGACUUUUCCGAGCCGCAGUGGAAGAACAACUGCGCGAAUGGCCGGAAAUGGCCGUGA